Molecule: messenger RNA, 505 nt
Organism: Astyanax mexicanus (Mexican tetra)
Lineage: Eukaryota; Metazoa; Chordata; Actinopteri; Characiformes; Acestrorhamphidae
Product: 60S ribosomal protein L22
Exons: 4
Coding region: 68-457 (129 amino acids)
Biological process (GO): cytoplasmic translation
Cellular component (GO): ribosome
Molecular function (GO): structural constituent of ribosome; RNA binding
Source: RefSeq, a predicted model, not a curated record
CUCGAUUAAGCAGACCUCGACGUGGCGCAUGCGCGCUCUGUGUUCUCUCUCUUAACCCGUUUUCGCAAUGUCUCUGCUGAAAAGGAGGCCCGUCACCAAAGGUGGCAAGAAAAAGAAGCAGGUCCUGAAGUUCACCCUGGACUGCACUCACCCAGUAGAGGAUGGCAUUAUGGAUGCAGCCAACUUUGAGCAGUUCCUUCAGGAGCGCAUCAAAGUGAAUGGCAAAGCUGGAAACCUUGGAGGUGGACUCGUAACCAUUGAAAGGAGCAAGAGCAAGAUCACAGUAUCUUCCGAGGUUCCUUUUUCCAAAAGGUACCUGAAAUAUCUUACCAAGAAGUAUCUGAAGAAGAACAACCUCAGAGAUUGGCUUCGUGUUGUGGCGAACACAAAAGAGAGCUAUGAGCUUCGCUACUUCCAGAUCAACCAGGAUGAGGAGGAGGAUGAUGACGAGGAUUAAACUGUCCAUCUUUUUUGUACGUUUCAAUAAAUUCAUUUAAUACUAGCA